This is a messenger RNA of Durio zibethinus, 3517 nucleotides long. The record is from RefSeq and is a predicted model, not a curated record. NCBI's taxonomy places the organism in Eukaryota, Viridiplantae, Streptophyta, Magnoliopsida, Malvales, Malvaceae.
AUGACUCAAUUAUAUCUGUCAGAGAAAAUUGAUGCAAGAGAAUCCAGGAAGCGCUCAGGUUCUAUGGUGACGCACAUAAUGCAAGGGAUUAUAUCUGCUACCGGACUGAUAAUAACUUUCAAAGUACAACCAGAGAAAAACAUCAAAACCUUCAUGGCUAUGGGUGAAGAAGAAGCAUCAGUAUCAGGUAGCGGCAAACUUUCUCAAGAAAACCAUCCCAGCAGCCUCACCAUCAAGACUUCAUCUUGCUGUAGCAAAACUGGUAAAGAUGCUUUAACUUUGAUCCCCACGGAUUUGCAUCCUCCAAGCUUAAAAACCUCAAUUGAGUCAUCUCCAUACAACUCUCCCUCCUUGGUGUCCCCACCAUCGUCAGCAUUUGUUUCAGCUUUGCAGUCACCAUAUAUAUCACCAAGAGCCACAAUCCCGAAACCCCAAGAGAACUCAACCCCGCAAGAUAACUCUACUCUUGUUACUCAUCCAUCAACACCAGUCUCGUACAGAGGGGGUUCACAAUCCGAUGAUAUACCAAGUAGUUCAUACACUCCACCAUCAGAACAGUAUGAAUACUCUGACGACCCUGCAGAUCCGAAGCUCAAAUUUGUAACUUGUGUUCCAGUUCCAGAUCCUGCUCCACGCAUCUCAUUCUCAUUUCCAGUGCCUCGAAUUUCCUUCGCAAAAGCUCCUGUUUCUCCUGCUUCUAAUGCCAAACUCAGGAGCUGUGACGUUUUCAUUGGCUUCCACGGUCAAAAUCCUAACUUGGCUCGCUUCUGUAAGUGGCUUAAGUCAGAGCUGGAGCUUCAGGGUAUUGCUUGCUUUGUUUCAGAUAGAGCCAAGUAUUCAGAUGGUCAGAGCCAUGAGAUUGCUGACCGAGUAAUCUGCUCAGCCACAUAUGGAGUUGUGGUGGUCACUAAUUCUAGCUUUCUCAAUCAUCUCAGCUUGGAGGAAAUUAGAUUCUUUUAUCAAAAGAAAAACUUGAUUCCACUCUUCUUUGACACGGGACCUGCUGAGAUCAUGGGACUUCUCAACUGCAAUUCAGUUGAUAAAGAAUGCAAAGAAGCAAUUGACGGCCUAAUCAAGUGUCAUGAGUUCAAGCUGGAAGCUAAUCAGGGUAAUUGGAGAAGCUGCGUAGCCAAAGCUGCAGGAAUAUUGCGAGCAAAGCUUGGAAGGAAUAGUGUGGCAGAGAAAGACUUUGUUGGUGAAGGAUUUGAGGAGCUGCCCUUCCCGAGAAACAGGUUUUUUGUGGGAAGACAGAAGGAGAUUAUGGAGAUUGAAACUUCCUUAUUUGGACAUGCUGAUUCUCUUGAGCAAGAUUGUUGCUCUAUGCCUAUUAUAAAAAGUGAAGCAAGCGGGCAAUCCGAAGGGCUUGCGGAUGAAGAAAGUGGUAAUGUUUCCACUAGAGGGAGGUAUAUUAAUCUGGGAUUAGAUAAGUGCAAAGAGCCUACUCUAGAGACAUGGAUUGAGCCAGUCACGGGAAGAAAUUCAAUGAAAAGGUCCAAAUACAAGAAAUCAAAAAGUGGGAACUACAAGAGCUUACGCUGCAGUGUGAUUUGCAUUAAUGGGGUUCCAGGCAUUGGAAAGACAGAGCUGGCUCUUGAAUUUGCUUAUAGGUAUUCUCAGAGAUAUAAGAUGGUUCUUUGGGUUGGUGGAGAAGCCCGAUAUCUCCGGCAGAAUAUAUUGAACUUAUCACUCGAUUUGGGAUUGGAUGUGAGUGCUGAAGAUGAGAAGGAAAGGGGCCACAUUCGAAGCUUUGAGGAGCAGGAAUUUGAAGCAUUCAAGCGAGUGAAGAGAGAUGUCUUUCGUGACAUGCCUUAUCUUUUGAUCAUCGAUAAUCUUGAGACAGAGCGAGAGUGGUGGGAAGGAAAAGACCUGCAUGACUUAAUUCCCAGGAACACCGGUGGGACUCAUGUGAUUAUCACUACUAGGCUAUCAAAGGUUAUGAAUUUUGACACAAUCCAGCUUCCUCCAUUGCCUUUCUCUGAUGCAAUGAUUUUAGUAAGAGGAAGAAGGAAAAAAGUCUAUCCGGCUGAGGAGUUGGAGUCCUUGAGAAAAUUUGAUGAGAAAUUGGAAAGACUGAGCUUUGGUUUGUGGAUUAUUGGUUCACUGCUUUCCGAACUUGCCAUUUCUCCAUCUGCACUCUUUGAAGCUGUGAACGAGGUCUCGCUUGAAGAUGGUUCUACUUCAUCAUAUGUGAGGACUAAUGGUAAGCAAUACUGCAAAAACAAUCCAUUCCUGAUGAAAAUUCUAUGCUUUUGCUUUGCUGUAUUGCAGAAAGUUAAUGGGAGAAGGAACAUUCUCGCCUCUGGAAUGCUUCUUGUUGGUGCUUGGUUUGCCCCAUCACCCAUUUCUGCAAAUUUGCUAACUACUGCGGCUAAGUAUAUGCCUGUUGAUGGAAACCGAUUCAGAAGGUGGAUUAAGUUCCGAAGUCUCACGUUCGGCUUGUGUGGUGGAUGCGGUUUAGCUACUCAAAUUGAGGAAGAUUCCGCUAUUCUCCUAGUAAAGCUAGGAUUGGCAAGAAGAGUUAAUCGACAGACUGGAUGUUGGAUUCAGUUCCAUCCUAUAACUCAAGAGUUUGCAAAGAGGAAAGAGUGUUUAUCCGCUGCUAAAGCCACAGUCCAAGGCAUAAGAAAAAUUGGGAACCCAUUGCUGAAUUCUGAUCAUCUAUGGGCUUCUGCAUUUAUUGUAUUUGGAUUUAAGUCCGAGCCUCCUAUUGUGCAAUUAAAAGCAAUUGAUAUGGUUUUGUAUAUAAAAAAGACGGCACUGCCAUUAGCAAUUAGAUCCUUCACAACAUUCUCAAGAUGCAACUCUGCAUUGGAGUUAUUGAAGGUGUGCACAAAUGUGUUGGAGGAAGUAGAAAAGUCUUUUGUAUCUCAAACACAAGACUGGUGUCAUGGGUCGCUUUGUUGGAAAAACAAGUUACAAGGUAAUCAAAGGUUGGACGAGUACGUGUGGCAAGAUGUGACAUUGUUGAAGGCUACCCUGUUGGAAACGAGAGCAAAGCUGAUGUUAAGAGGUGGGCAUUUUGACAGCGGUGAAGAGCUCUGCAGAACUUGUAUCAGUAUUCGGACAGUGAUGCUGGGGCACAAUCAUGCACUAACCUUGGCAGCUCAAGAAACACUUGCAAAGUUGGUGAGAAUGAGGAGCAAGAUAUGAUGGAGCUUAUUCUCAAUAGAAGUUAAGUUUUGUUCACAAUGUAAAAUACGGUGAUAAAUCUGUAUUUAUUUUCCAUUCUUCACUUGGAAUAGAUAGGAAAUGUCACUGCUUUGUUGAAUUACGCUAAUAUGAUCUUUAUGUUGGGAAAACAAACUCCUACACCAACCACUACCGAGAUUUUUCUGACACGGUUUUAAACUUAUUUCUUUUAGUGGAGUGUCUUAUGCCACAUCAAUGCCAUGUCAUAUUUUUUAUUUUUUAAAUGUAUCUAAGUUUUCACAAAAGAAAUUCCAUGGGUUUUUGCUAACAUGGACGGGCCGGGAUAGUUAUGUAACUCACGUUUGGUGGAGUGUCUGAAUUUCGAGGA